CUAACUGAAGCUUGCGUCUUCCAGGAAAGGUUCUUUAUUUCCAUAAUUUAACAAAUACGACCAUGAUUUAGUUGCCAUCAAUGAAUUGUUCUUGAAAUUAUAGUAAGAUCCAAUAACGGGUAUGACGGACUAUCAUUGCUCAAUAAAUUGAUUUUUUUUUAAGCUGUGAUUGAAUUUCCCGCUGCGAUGCAUGCAUAAAGGCGGGAGGCUGUCUGCUUGUGAGUACGCAGUGUGUCCCUCUUAACAUGCAAGUUACACAUAUUGGAUCUAGAGAACAUGGGAAAAUAUGGCACCGAAAAUUAGUAUCAUCAAAAUGUGGCGCCUUAGUCACUCUUGAUUCGAAGCGCGUCUGCUCGUCAAACCAAGACAGUUGGAUUCCUGCAAUUGGCAUUUGACAUAACAGGAGAGUCGUUUCUCGCUGGCUAUCACCAUGGCAAUAUCUAUGUGUUUGACAUAAGCAAAGACAGAUUUAAGUUGGUCCAGAAAACAGGCCAAGCAUGUACUGCCUUAGCUUUCAACUUGAGACGAACGAGUUCCUGGUUACUCUUGCUGAUUACUCCAUUAAAUGCUUUGACAAAGACACCAGGCAGUUGGUGAGCUGGAUGCGUGGUCAUGAGGGGGCUGUUUCUUCACUGUCCAUCCACAGCUCUGGCUGCUAUGCCAUCAGCACUUCAUUGGACACAACUCAGCUCUGGAAUCUUGACACCUUCCAGAGAAAGAGGAAACUCAAUAUUCCUCGAUCAGUUGGUAUACAAAAGCUGUAUUAACACCCUUACUGACAUCCACCCCAGCUCCACGCUGAGUGACUUUGAGCCUCUGACACAGGAGCAGUAUCCCGUCUUUAACAAAUACCCCACUUUCAUAGUGGAGUACCAGUCACAAGAACGUGAUAGGAUCCGUCAGCAGGAAGUGGAAUAUCUAAGAGAGAGACAGGAAAUUCAGGAGCUGCAUGCUGAAGCAGUCAGACACCAGGCUGAGUUUGAGGCCUGGUACAAACAGCAGGAACUGCUACUGCAAGGAGAGGAGCAACGUAGUAGGAUCCUACAGGAAGAAGAAAAUAAACUUGCACAGCAGAGAUCUAGAUUGGCAGCUAUGAAUCGUGAGUUAAAGGUGAAGGAACUCCAUUUGAUUGCCAGAACACGUUUUCUAAAGCACCAACAGGAUCAGCACAGUAACCAGCUGAAGAGACUUGAUGAUGAAAUUCAGAGAAAGCAACUGGCCAAAGAGCAGGAGCGGGUGAGUCAGGAGAUGAGAGAGGAGGUGGUAAAAUGGAGUCGUAAGGCAGAGAUAGAAGAUUAUACCCUUCACAAACUUAUUGAGACAGAUGCUGAUCUCAGCCAGAAACACAAGAUACUCUGGUCUCUGGCAGAGUCGGGCAGAUGGAAGUGGAUGCCGAUUGGCAGGCUGAGGUAAACAAGCGAUUGGUGAAAGCAGAGGAGAGGCAGAAAAAGCGAAGAGAACAACUGGCAAACCUCAGCAAACAAACACUUGCUAAGGAAGAAGAAAUAGUUAAGCUAAUGCUGGAAGUGGAGGGAAAGCAGAUCAUCAGAAGGAAAAAAGGCCAAUGUUCCUGCUCUUCCAGAGGGCUGCUGCGCAAGACCCAGAGUGAGACCACCAACAUUUCCUUGAACAAUCAGUCCCGCUCAAAUGAUUCUUCUUACUUUUCUUUAGAUCGUGGCCGAGGGGAGCUUGACUGUAAGGAAAGGGAGUUGAUGCAGGAAAUCAGAGAAUUAAGGACAAAACUAGCUUCCAGGGUCAGAGUGACUGACCUCGCCUUCAGCCAGCUCUAUACUCUCACUGACCAGGGUCAAUGUGGCGGAACCAGGCAUUUUUUGACUUGCAUUGACAUUAAUUCUUACUGGACAUAGA
Messenger RNA from Xyrauchen texanus (razorback sucker), 1869 nucleotides. Its product is annotated as TBC1 domain family member 31-like. Lineage: Eukaryota; Metazoa; Chordata; Actinopteri; Cypriniformes; Catostomidae. The transcript is spliced from 11 exons. Gene Ontology annotation, cellular component: centrosome. The coding region runs from base 613 to 1413 and encodes 266 amino acids. The record is from RefSeq and is a predicted model, not a curated record.